AUGGCUGAAGCUGAAAAGCAACGAGAUUUAGAUGAGACAUCAAAAGAAUUAGUUGAAAAGGCAAUAGCUGUACCUCAAGAGAAUCGAACAAAAGUAGAUAAUUUAUAUUUUGAUGUUGCUGUUGGAUUCAAAGAAGGACAGCCAUUAGUAUAUAGAUUGAUUUGGAUUUGUUUUGUUGAAAGAAAAUUACGAUUAGUUCGACAUAGAAAGAUUAAAGAAGAGUAUGGAUUAUAUACAAUUAAUUUUGUUUCAAAAUAUGAACUAAACAAAAUCAAAUUAAUUAUUGGAGAAAAUUUUGUUGUUAUUAUUCAACCACAAUCAUUAGAUGAUUUAAAUGCAUUAUUUAAGGUAUUAAGAACAGUUACAUUAAAUCAUAAUAUUCCAAUAACAAAAGAAGAGUAUUUAUUAGAUGUUUGUUUUUAUAUUAAAAUAUUUAAAGAAUAG
Molecule: messenger RNA, 444 nt
Organism: Entamoeba dispar SAW760
Lineage: Eukaryota; Evosea; Mastigamoebida; Endamoebidae
Exons: 1
Coding region: 1-444 (147 amino acids)
Source: RefSeq, a predicted model, not a curated record